This is a messenger RNA of Penicillium taxi, 684 nucleotides long. RefSeq lists its product as uncharacterized. Bases 1 to 684 code for a protein of 227 amino acids. The record is from RefSeq and is a predicted model, not a curated record. The transcript has a single exon. NCBI's taxonomy places the organism in Eukaryota, Fungi, Ascomycota, Eurotiomycetes, Eurotiales, Aspergillaceae.
AUGUCUACUACCGGCGUCCCAAUAUACACAUCAGCCCCUCUGAAUUCAAAUGAAUCAGAGGGUACACACGCAACAACCUCUCACCCCGAACCCGCCACCGCAAUCCAAUCCUCUACAACCACAUCUCCACCCCAAACCACGACAGCUACAGCUACAGCACCUUCAUACGCACCUGUCUACGCAACAGCAGAGCCAGGCGCUGCACCAAGCCUGCCAGCACCAACAGGUCAACCCUCAGCAACACCAACAACAACCCUCCCCCAAGCGCAAUCACCACCAAAUCCCCAACCAGGCGCUGUCCCAAGUCUAUCCCAAACCGCACCUGCACAGCGAUCAACGAUCCCCCCACCCCCAAAAACAGGUGAAACACCCACCGUCGCUGCAAGCCCGUUCACGAGUUCCUACGCUUACCAGCGCCCAUCACACUCUCACUCUAUCCCAAACUCAACGUCUGCCCCGUAUGCCGCUGUGUACCAGUCCGCAUCUGACGUGGGUGGUUCUUCCCGGCAACAGGCAUUCCAGGGUGGCUAUACUGCGCGGGGCGGGGGUGCGGCUGAUAUCUUUGAUGAGGAACCGGGGUUUCUGACUACGGCCAGGUCGUGGAUGCAGAGUGCUGGGUCCAAGUUGGCGAAUGCCGAAGCUGAGGCGUGGAAAUUCAUUAAUAGUGCGCAUGAUGAUAAGUGA